UCGUGUUUAUUGGCUCAACAUCUCGCCGGAGGAGUUCGAUAGCAAGAGUGUCAGUUCAGGGGUUUGAUUUUUAUUAGGUCGGGAUAGAUUAUUGUGAUCUUUUCUCUCUACCCUAUCAUCACCCUACCCUUGACGGGCGGAAGGCUAGCUAAAAGCCGAAAUAAAAAGCAGCAAGCCACGGCAGGGAGAAUUGGGAAAGGACUGCUGCGCCGCGUGCGGAAAGUGGGUGGUGUGGUGAAUUGUGGGUGCCUGCUAGGAUCUCGCAUCGUAGACAAAAGAAGGGCAAAGCAAGUCUAGUCGGAAUAUUUCUGUGUGGAGGGAGUUGCUUUGAUGCAAUUCGGUAAGGACAAUUUUCGCUCGGAUUAAACUUCAAUUCGCUUGAUUGAAAAUCCGGAGAAACUUGUCUCGUAAAUUUUCGCCGGUCGAAGCAGCGGCAACAAACCAAGAAACGGAGGCAGCGUGUAAAUAAACGUGAAAUGGAAACCAAGAUGAGCCACUGAGUAGCGGGGUAGAAUAACAACAACAACAACAAAAAACAUCAUUUUGUGGGCUGUGUAUAGCAUAUAGAUAUUGAGUUGGUGGAGAAUCGCAAGAAUGCCUUUGGAAGCCUAAAAGAAGACGAAGCAGUGGACGAAGAAGAACACCCGACAGAAAGAGAUAAAAUCGAAAUCGAAGAACAGUGCGCUGCCGCGCGGUGCACAAGAAAAGGGCACACUGUGGUAACAAGAAGAAGGAAGUAGGAAAACGCCAGUGAAGCCGUGAAUAAAAAAAAAAAUUGAGUGAUAAAAGGUGAAGUGAGAGGAGAAGAUAAAGAAAGCAGCAAAAUAUAGCAAGUAGGCGCGCGCGAUUGCAAGAUAUUAAAUACGUUUUUUUUUAUUUUAAAUCGUCUUGCCUGGGCCUGGUCCUUGGUCGGAGGAGGCGGUGCUGGUGGAAGUUGAAACGAGCAGACUGGGAGCAAAGAGCCAAGCAGGCUUGUGUUAAAAAUGUAUAAUAAAGGUUCAUUCAAGAUCGUGGUCGUUGCACUGUCGGCAUUGCUUUCGUUCGCCCGUUCCGAGUUCCAAUUUACGGUUCUGCCAAAGUACACCCAGGUGUACGAGGGAGAAUCGGUUGUGUUCAAGUGUCGAGCUUUCUUCGACGAUGAGAUCGACUUUUCCUGGACGUUGAAUGGCAAUCCCAUCCGACUGGAUCGUCGUGUGUAUUUAAAUGGUUCCAAUCUGCAUAUAAACGGCGUCUCCCAGCGGUCGGACAACGGAGAUUACGUGUGUCUGGCGACGGCUCGUUCCUCCGGGGCCCGGGUCGCUACACCGCCGGCCAAGCUGGACAUCAUCCGUACUUCCGGUCCAGUGGUGCAACUGGUGAAGCACGAAUCGGAAAAAGGCAACGGUGCAGUCGUGCUAAAGUGUCACACGGGAAGCACGUCCAAUCAUGGCAGCGGAAAUGGUAGCAACAGCAGCAGCAAUUCCGGCACCCCCGGAGGAGACGACGAUGGAAUUCAUAUCGAGUGGUUCAGAAACAACGAGCGACUCUCGAAAUCGGCGCAUAUCGAUUUUCAGCGUCGGAAGCUGCACAUAAAAAAUGCAACAGCCAAGGAUAAUGGCGUCUACGGUUGUCUGGUGGUGGUGGUGCACCGGGAUGGCGAGGUGGCGUCGUCGGUGGCAAGCGUCAAAAACUACCGGCUCAAGUUGAAGGGCACAGGUGCCACCGCUGCUGCCGCCGUCAAUGGGAAUGGCGAUGCUAAUGACAACAGCGCCAAAAUCGACUGCACCAAAAGCCGAAACUCGCUGCUGUGCCGUGGAAAGCGAGGUGAUAAGCUUAUGGCAGCUGCCCUCACCGCUGCAUCGCCCGCUCCGCUGCUGUCCACUGCUGCGGGUACGACGAUAGCAUCUUCAUCGCCGCCAUCGUCGGACGGCAUGGUCCCGGUGCAAAUCGUCGACCAUCCGGUCAAUGCGGUGGUUAAUGAGAGCGCGUCGGCUAUUUUUAAUUGUGGCUUCCAGUCGCUUUCGAACGAGACGGCCGCAGCGGCAUUCACCCUGAAGUGGCGCAAGGACGGCAAGGUGAUCCGGAAGUGGGACAACGGGCUAGCGGAGCUGGAUGGCGAUAACGGGGCUACCGAGAGCUCCAUGUUUCGGGACGAUGCUCGGAUUCACGUGGACCGGAACAAUGGUUCGUUGGUUUUCAAUUCGGUUAUUGCCAGCGACGAAGGCAGCUACGAUUGUCAAGUGACCAACAAUGGGAGCGAGUUUCUCGUAACGUCCAAUGCUGCCGAGCUGCAGAUCAUAUCUAAUCUGCGUUUCACUCCGAAACCACCGACAUCGAAGAACCUGGAGCUGGGAUCCGUCGCCAAAAUCCACUGCAAGGCUCAGGGAACGCCGACUCCGUCGGUUCAUUGGGUCACGGAGGGUGGCAGAGCAGAUCUGCCGGAUUCGGUCGAGGACGUCAAUGGGACACUGAUCUUCCGUACGGUGUCCACGGAUCAUCGUGGAAGCUACACGUGCGUCGCUUCCAACAGUCAGGGUGAUAUUAGUGCUUCCGUGCAGGUCAAUGUGGUUGUGGCUCCAAAGUUUGAAAUCGCCCCUGAGGGAUCCAUUCAGGUAACCGAGAUGGGAACGGUAUUCAUACAUUGCGUAGCGACCGGCGAUCCGAAACCGACGGUUCAGUGGGACAAGGAUUUGCAGUACCUGCACAGUUCGAACCAGACGGAGGAAGAGAGAUUCCGGAUUCUGGACAACGGGACGCUGGUGCUAACGGAGGUGAACUUGGACGAUGAUGGGAAGUACGGGUGCACGAUUGGGAACAGUGCCGGGCUGAAGCGGGAGGAGGUUCAUCUGGUUGUGAAGCCUGCCGACAGCAUGCCUCUGCCGGAGGAAUCGUCCGAGGAUGGGUUCCUGAUAACGCGAGCCGUUCUGAUCACAAUGUCCGUCGCGUUCGCCUACAUCAUCCUGGUGGUUGGUCUGAUGCUAUGGUGUCGCCAUCGUCGGGCUGCCCGCAAAGCUCGACUCAACACGAGCUUUAAGGAAAAUGGCGAUGUGGAUCUGAAGAACUGCGAAAUCGAACCCUGUCUGCCGGAGAAGUCCUCCCAAGAUGGCGCUGCCUCCAAGUCGAAGACGUCCUCCAAGUCCAAGCCGGCCCAUCAGAAAACGGGUUCCAACGCCGCCGCCGCUGCCACCGCCGACGGGCAGGAGAAGAGCGACGAUACGGUGAAUUCGAACAAAUCUAAAAAGUCGAGCGGUUCCGGCUCGUAUCUGGAGCAGCUGUCCGUUCCGCGAUCCAGCGUGAUCGACAUGCUGCAGAUUGGAAAGUGUGACUUUGGGGAUGUGUUCAUUGGAAAGAUUAAGGAGAACGACUGCAAGACGGUAAAGGAGGAAGUGGUAAGGGAUCCAAUCACUGGCGACGAGGUGACUCUCGCUACCAAGUCUGACGUCACGAACGAGGAUGAGAAGAUAAAGAAGAAGCCGUCCAAUCAGGAGCUGAACGAGAUCAAACCGGAGAACGACUACAAACUGGUGAUGGUGAAGGCGCUGACCAAGGUGAAGGAUGAGCACUGCUGUUCGGAAUUCCGACGGCAGCUGGAUCUCUUCCGGACGGUUUCGCACAAGAACGUGGUGAAGCUGUUCGGACUGUGCCGGGAUAAGGAUCCGCAUUAUAUGCUUUUGGAGUACACCGAUUGGGGUGAUCUGAAGCAAUUCCUGCUGGCCACCUCGCCCAGCGUCCCACCGAACGGAAGCGUAGAGUCCAAGAGCUCACCCAAACCACCGCCGUUGAAUGUGCCACAAAUUCUCGCCCUAGCCCACCAGAUUGGACGCGGUAUGGAUGCAAUCUACAAAGCUCGAAUUAUUCACAAGGACCUAGCCACCCGCAACUGCAUCAUCAGCAGUGACUUUUCGGCCAAGAUCUCCCUGCCCGGCUUGAGCCGGGACAAGUACAACAAGGAGUACUUCAAGUUCAAGAACCAACUGAUGCCGGUCCGGUGGAUGGCCCCGGAGUGCCUCCAGGACGACGAUUUCUCCAUCAAAAGCGACACCUUCUCGUUCGGGGUGCUGAUGUGGGAACUGUUCACCCAGGCCACGGAGAUACCCUUCAAGGAUCUCACCGACGAGGAGUACGUCACGCAAGGGCAAGCCGGCAAGCUGGAGUGGAAAGUGGCGGAAAAGACGCCGGAGAGUCUGCACAAAAUUCUGGCGACAUGUUGGUCAGUGAACCCGAAGGAACGACCUUCCUUCAGCCAACUGGUCGUUGCGGUUGGCAACUGCCUGCAAAGCGAAUACCCAAAGGAACCACCGACUGAACCGGGUGCGACGGUGGCGGCGGCGGCGGCGGCGGCGACCGCGGCAACUACGACAACGACAGCGGAUUAGGACGAGUAAGUAAAUGCGAGGCUGCCAUUUUUUCGCCACCGCUCGUGAUUGAAGAGGAAACUUUACACAACGACAUUUUUUCUUAUUGAUGGAAAGUUUUUCGAUUAUUAUUGCUACCAGUGGCGUAUUAUUAUUAGCUGUAUUAUAUUAGUAUUUAUUGUCAAACAAACAAGUAGAUCUUGUAUACUCAAGCGAAUAUUUUACAUCCUCCGGAUGUAGAAGGAUGUAAAGCGGUUUUGGAUUCUCUUUUUAUCUGAUCGGAAAAGUUUGAUAAGUUUAGGAAAAGUUUAAGAUAGACUCGUGCAACCAACUGCCGUACAACACUGGACAGACGGACGCAUUUGAAACGAAGAAGUCUGUCGACUGCUAAAUGCAUUUAAUGAAAAGAAGACUUGAUAAUAUUAUUGAUAGUGAAUAAGUGACUCGAAUGCUGGAAAAUUAUCACCGACGUACUGUAUUGAUACUGUAAUUGCUAUUAAUUGUACUUGUAAGUAGUAUCCAUCAGCAUCCAUUCGAACGGAUAUUUAUGCAUCUUAUUAUGGAACGAGAAGGUAGACCAGAGGUAGAUUAUACAAUUUGAGCUGUCAUUGAGAGCGGCAAUUGCGCUGAUUAUUGGAUGGUUUCAGUUUGGAAUGAAUUCGUGGUUCUCAGGUCAACAACGGCGAAAUGUUGGAAAUUCUCAGUACAGUAUUAGUGGGAUUUUUGUAUCCUCUUGAAAUUCGUCCAGAAAUUCACAUGAUAAUCCGACUGGACAAUUCUAGCUGGGCAAUUUACAAAUCAAAGACAUUACCUGUGUCGUCAUAGUUACGUUGUCUAAAAUCACAACAAAAAGAAAAAGUACAGGGAAUCGAUUGCGGAUGCACGGUAAAUGAAUCUGAGUCAUAUUUGAGUAUCGUUCACUUAAAUUCACAAAAACGUAGGUCAGUCAUUGAAUGAGUAAAAUUUGUCGAGCUUCUCCAGGAAAAUCAACGAAAAUUUCACUCAGUCUAGGAGUAUAAUAAUGGACUAAGCGGAACCUCUCUAAAUUGUCCUCAUAUUCGAGAAGAUUUUCCUGGAAAAGCUCGGAAAAAUUUACUCACUCUAUAAAAUACGUCGCCGCACGAAGCUGACUAUAUACAAGACGCUGAUUAGACCGGUGGUCCUCUACGGUCACGAAAACUGGGCUAUGCUCGUGGAGAAUCGACCCGCCCUUGGUGUUUUUGAACGGAAGGUGUUGCGUACCAUCUACGGUGGAGAGCAGAUGGAUGACGGAACGUGGAGGAGGCGAAUGAACCACGAAUUGCGCUAGCUGCGCUGGGAGAA
This is a messenger RNA of Ochlerotatus camptorhynchus, 5657 nucleotides long. It is a transcript of the gene otk, whose product is annotated as off-track. Gene Ontology annotation, molecular function: ATP binding; protein kinase activity; cell-cell adhesion mediator activity. The coding region runs from base 984 to 4355 and encodes 1123 amino acids. The record is from RefSeq and is a predicted model, not a curated record. Gene Ontology annotation, cellular component: plasma membrane; axon. NCBI's taxonomy places the organism in Eukaryota, Metazoa, Arthropoda, Insecta, Diptera, Culicidae. Gene Ontology annotation, biological process: axon guidance; protein phosphorylation; dendrite self-avoidance. The transcript has 13 exons.